This is a messenger RNA of Angiostrongylus costaricensis, 1965 nucleotides long. The record is from the annotation of a GenBank genome assembly. Lineage: Eukaryota; Metazoa; Nematoda; Chromadorea; Rhabditida; Metastrongylidae.
AUGAUAGCCGCAUUCCUGACCCUAUCGCUACUUUACUACAGCCCGACAGCUCAGAUACUGGAAAAAUCGCGAUCAGUUUGGGUAGAACAGGGUCUCGUUCGCGGCAAAAUCUACAACAUUGACGGCCGGCACAUUCAGAUAUUUCGUGGCAUUCCGUUCGCGGAACCUCCUGUUGGGAGCCUUAGAUUCGCGAAGCCAGUGAAGAAAGCUCGAUGGAACCAAGAACUUUCAGCCGUAGAAUACGGCCCUCCGUGCAUGCAGUUUAUGGAUUUUCAUCGCUACGAUAAAUUCUCAGCCGACAAUAUGAGGCGACAAAGCGAGGACUGCCUCUAUCUGAACGUAUUCAGCCCUUAUGACCAUGAAGACGAGUCGAAACUAUUUCCGAUCAUUGUCUGGAUUCAUGGAGGAUCGUUUCUGGCUGGAUCAGCCGAUACAGGAAUCGAUAUGGAGGCUGUAGCUCGAAAUAUCAUCUUCAAAGGAAUAACGUUCGUCACAAUCAACUAUCGACUUGGACCACUUGGCUUCAUUAACAUGCAAGUUGGCGAAAAAGUGGAGGGCAACUUUGGUAUUUGGGACCAGGUGAUGGCUUUGCAGUGGAUCCAUGCGAACAUUAAGCAGUUUGGAGGCGAUCCAUCCAAAGUGACUCUGAUGGGUGAAUCGGCCGGAGGCGCGUCAUGCAGUCUGCUUGCUCUCAGUCCCAUAACUGAAGGACUUGCACAACGUGCUAUUAUAAUGAGUGGUUCCUCGAUAGCCGGAUGGGCAAUCCAUCGGCACGGAAGCCCGUCAUGGAGUGUCGAGAAUUUAGUCAAAUACCUGAGGUGUGAGAAGUCAAUUAGUGGUGAAUACUUGUCAGAAAUGAUUGGAGACGAGUUCACUUCUGAGGAAAUCAGUAGGAAAAAGUGUAACUAUCAGACGGAAUUAGUUCCGUGUUUGACGCUAGGUGUCUCCAAAAUGGUCGUUGAUGGAGAGCUGGUGCCCGAGUCAGGCGCUGAACUGGUUCGGAAACAUGCUCGUAUUCCCAUAAUGACAGGUGUGGCUCGCAAAGAAUGGGCACACAAAAAGCCUCAAUUCUACAAUUUACAUCGGAAGUCGUCGUUAACAGCAAGAGAGUCCGGAGAGAGCGUGUUCCGGAUCAUUGAAAGCUCAUUUCACGACACGUCACCCGUCAAGCUCAGCAAUUCUACACUGCAUUUGAUGGAGGCUGACAUCGAGUUUGUUGCCCCUUGUCAACGAGAAAUCGAUGGUUAUGUGGAAAAUAACGUUACUGUAUACGCGUACUCAUUUGACUACUUCCCAAAGAGCCCAAUUUUCGAAGAGGUAACAAAAGCAUCGAAACGACCAAACACCCUUACCAUCUAUUAUCAAUUGAUUCAGGAGAGGAAAGCAUUUACCUUAUUUGGAAAGGAACCUGUGACUAUUUUCAGGAAGGAUCAGCCAUUAAAAGAUCGCAAGUUGGAGGCGUUUCACGGCUUGGACCAUGCAUUCAUCUUCACCCGUGGCUACAGCAGCAAUUUCGAAAUUCGACCCUUCACAAAAGACGAUGAGAAUAUGGCGAAAAUCCUGACGAACAUGAUAACCAACUUUGCGAAGAACGGUGAUCCAUCCACCAAGAGAUUCAACUGGCCACCGUUCAGUAGAAACACGGGCACUGAACACGUCUCAAUCAAUUUGCCACCAAAGGUCAUCCAAGGCGAGUUGCACUGGCCACAUCCGAAGUUUUGGAAUGUAGAAGCCGAGCUGAUCAGUCGCCACGUAUCAGAAAGAGAUGUUAUUACGGAUCCGGAUGUCGGUCUCACAAACGAGGAACGAGUCCAGCUUAGCGCGUAUCGUCGUGCGUGGUGGGCACUGUGGCUUCUGGUGGCCGUGCUGGCGAUCAUCACUUGGGGAAUUGUCAUCUACGCCGUUAUUUCUAAGGGAAACAAACCAAGUAACAAACCAUAUGAUAACAUUGUCAUUACACGAUGA